AUGAAUCGCUCCUUGUUCCCGCUGUGCGUCCUGGGACUGCUCGCCCUCUCCUCCGCCUGUUACAUCCAGAACUGCCCCCGAGGAGGGAAGCGAGCGCUGCCGGAGAAUGGCAUCAGACAGUGUAUGCCAUGUGGCCCCGGAGACAGGGGCCGCUGCUUUGGCCCCAGUAUCUGCUGUGGAGACGGCCUGGGCUGCCUGCUGGGCUCCUCGGAAACAGCUCACUGUGUGGAGGAGAACUACCUGCUGACCCCCUGCCAGGCAGGAGGGAGACCUUGUGGAGCAGAGGGAGGACGCUGUGCUGCUUCAGGUCUCUGCUGCAACUCAGAGAGCUGUGCUGUGGACACUGACUGUCUGGGUGACUCCGUGGCUUCAGAUCCAGGCCAUGGUUCAGCAGGACGCUCGCCCACAGAGCUGCUGCUCCGCCUGCUGCAUGUGACCAGCAGAGGACAGACUGAGUACUGAUGGAGGCUUCUCUGCUCCUCAGGGGCCACAGAAAUCAACAGAAAUCAAUCCACUAUUCCACUAUAAACCUUGACAUUUCAAACCUUGAACCAAUAAAAUACCAAGUCCCUCUUGACCCCGUUCUGCUGUGCUAAUUUAGUUUGGAGAGCUAACGUCAAACUUAAAACAUUAGACUUUGUGUUUGCUCCCUAACGUAGAAAUGUAUAUACUAAUGCACAUACUGUAAACAAAAAUCAAGUAUGGCAUCGCCAUAAACUCUGUAAAUAAGUCAUACACUGGAGAUUAACACCAGAAACAGACGCCUGUGUAUGACAGGUAAAUAACAAUGAAAAUGAAAGAAACAAUACAGACUGCGUCCUUCUCUGGUUUCUGUUCUGUUUAUCCCCAGCUUGUGUGUAUGUGUAUGUGUGA
This is a messenger RNA of Solea senegalensis (Senegalese sole), 873 nucleotides long. RefSeq names its product arginine vasopressin (gene avp). Lineage: Eukaryota; Metazoa; Chordata; Actinopteri; Pleuronectiformes; Soleidae. The coding region runs from base 1 to 462 and encodes 153 amino acids. The record is from RefSeq and is a predicted model, not a curated record. Gene Ontology annotation, cellular component: extracellular region; secretory granule. Gene Ontology annotation, molecular function: neurohypophyseal hormone activity. The transcript is spliced from 3 exons.